This is a messenger RNA of Dentiscutata erythropus, 630 nucleotides long. The record is from the annotation of a GenBank genome assembly. Lineage: Eukaryota; Fungi; Glomeromycota; Glomeromycetes; Diversisporales; Gigasporaceae.
AUGGAAGCCAUUGCAAAUCAACUUAACUUAGAUUUCGAAUUCUUUCCUGCUGUUUCAAAAUUUGAUAGAAAAGAACUUGAGAAAUUUAAUAAUUCUGAUCAACUAUUAACUUCUCAAAAAGCCUGUUACAUUAGUCAUUACAAGGUAUACCAAUCAAUUAUCGCUAAUGACUAUGAUAAUGUCUUAAUUUUAGAAGAUGAUGUAGAUAUAGAAAUGAAUAUUGUGAAUAUAAUGACCGAUAUUCUUUCUGAUUUACCUAUUGGUUGGGAUUUAUUAUAUCUUGGUCAUUGUGGUUGGGAAAAACAUGGUAUACCUGUUGGCAGAUCUAAUGAACACGGAGUUUACAAAUCUACAAAACCAGGCUGCACUCAUGCUUAUGCUGUUUCAUCUCUGGGUGCCAAUAAGUUAUUAAAAAAUCUUGAACUUAAUAAUCUAAAAGCACCAAUUGAUUUAGAAAUAAUUGAAAAAAUUCAACAAGGAAUUAUAAUCUCUUAUAGUUUUCAACCACAAGUUAUUGUACAAUGGAGGUCUGUCGAUAAUCCAUCUGAUGUCAAUCCUGGUUCUACUGAAGGUUCUUAUCCUUUAAGAAAUUCUACAUUACAUUAUCUCGGAUUUUCUUGGAAUUAUUAG